AUGAAGUUCACAGCACGGUCGGACGAGAGUGUCUCGCAUAGACCGGAGAACGCCUUUGAUUCGCCUUAUGAUUCGAAAUAUCAAGUCUGUAUAACAGGAGGCAAGCCGAAGAAGUCAACACUGGUCGAAAAGGCAGCCAAGUUUGGUCGUCAAGCAUUCGGAAGUCGUUCUACAUCUGCUGGAUCCAGAGAUGACUCGAGACGACCAUCCCUACCUAGUCAUUAUACUGCAGUAAGAAGCACCUCGGGUCUGUUUGGAGAUGGUUCGAGACUCGGCGCCAGCAUCAGCACGAGUUCGCUGGUCUCGGUGCGUCCCAAGACACGGAACGUGCGUGAUUCAAUCACAUCAAGCAUCUAUGAUGAACCCGAGACAACGAAGCCGAUGCCAUCCCUGAAUGUUGUCAAAAACGUCGCUGUGCCGCAAAUACCACCUAUCUACCCGACGAACGACAUCUCGUCUCUCACUGGCCUCCCCUCGAAUAUUCAUCGAAAUCCGAAUCUGAAAGAACACAACGAGUCAGCUAGACACUCGACCGACAGCAACGACUCUACAAGAACCGUCACACAAUCGAAGAUCGAUCCUUCUAGAAGUCACUUCAGCUGGACAACGUAUGCAGAGACAGAGCGAAGUAUUUCACCAACCACAUCAUACAUCGAGAACAGAAGCAUAGCAAGGGAACCAGACAGCCGCUUCAGUUGGACAACAGCAAACACAAACACUACAUACCAACUAGACACGCGACCUUGCAGUCCGACACCUUCUUACCCUACCUCGAUCAUGUCAAGGCGACGGCCCGUGCCUGGUAGAGAACCAAUGGCUCCCAAAAGACAUGACAGCAUGGGUGAUGUGCAAGAAGCGACCUGUGACAAGGCUCUUCCACAACCUCCAAAGACAAGACAGGCUGUAGAUCAUAUCGACGAGCUGGAGUCGCGCGUGGAGUCAUUGGAAUUGCAGAAGAAGAAUAUGGAGAAACUGUUCAAGGAGCUGGAGAGAGUGGAUUCGGCUAGCCCGAUUGAGGUGUCGGAGAGGAUGAGGCGCGAGAACCGUAAAAAGAUGGGCGAAGUACGGACCAGGCAGGAUGAAGUGCAGAGGGAGCUGUUUGAGGUUGGAAGACUGCUGAGCAGGGCCAGGGCCAAGGCCGAGGAGAUAGACGGCAGUACAGGACUAUGGCUCCGACGUGUCACGGAUUGA
Messenger RNA from Aureobasidium namibiae CBS 147.97, 1191 nucleotides. RefSeq lists its product as uncharacterized. NCBI's taxonomy places the organism in Eukaryota, Fungi, Ascomycota, Dothideomycetes, Dothideales, Saccotheciaceae. The record is from RefSeq and is a predicted model, not a curated record. Bases 1 to 1191 code for a protein of 396 amino acids. The transcript has a single exon.